This is a messenger RNA of Psammomys obesus (fat sand rat), 1495 nucleotides long. It is a transcript of the gene Mybph, whose product is annotated as myosin binding protein H. The record is from RefSeq and is a predicted model, not a curated record. Gene Ontology annotation, molecular function: protein binding. Bases 1 to 1491 code for a protein of 496 amino acids. The transcript is spliced from 9 exons. Lineage: Eukaryota; Metazoa; Chordata; Mammalia; Rodentia; Muridae.
AUGACAGGAAAAACUGCCUCUGAGGCUUCUGCCUCAGAGGAGACAGUGCCUGAGCCAGCCAAGGCACCCACAGAGCUCUCUGGAGAGGUGGCAGCAUCAGAGUCCACUGGGCAAGAGCAGGCUUCAGAGCCACAGAAGCCUGGAUCUCAGGCACAGGACCCUGCAGUCCCUGAAGCCCCCGCCAUACCAGCCACCACUAAGCCUGAACCUCCACAUGAAGAUGGCCCCAGUGCCCCACUGCGGCUGACCCUGGAGGACGUGAGCCACAAUUCCUUGACUGUAAGCUGGGAGCCCCCCGAGAAGCUGGGGAAACUGGGGCUUCAAGGCUAUGUGUUGGAGUUCUGCCGCCAGGGAGCCUCAGAAUGGGUGCCUGUGAAUCCCCGGCCUGUGAUGGUGACCCAGCAGACGGUUCGAAACCUGGCCCUUGGAGACAAGUUCUUCGUGCGUGUGACUGCAGUGAGCUCUGCGGGGGCAGGCCCCCCAGCCGUGCUGGACCAGCCCAUCCACAUCCAAGAGAUCAUUGAAGCCCCCAAGAUCCGUGUUCCCCGACACCUUCGUCAGACCUACAUCCGCCAUGUGGGAGAGCCGGUCAACCUGCAAAUUCCCUUCCAGGGAAAGCCCAAGCCUCAGGCCUCUUGGACCCACAACGGCCAGGCCCUGGACAGCCAGAGAGUAAACGUGCGCAGUGGGGACCAGGACUCCAUCCUCUUUAUUCGCUCAGCUCAGCGAGCAGACUCGGGCCACUAUGAGCUCACGGUGCACCUGGAAGGCUUGGAAGCCAAGGCCAGCAUUGACAUCUUGGUGAUUGAGAAGCCUGGGCCCCCGAGCAGCAUCAAGCUACUGGACGUCUGGGGUUGCAAUGCUGCCCUCGAGUGGACUCCACCUCAGGACACAGGCAACACAGAGCUCCUGGGCUACACCGUGCAGAAGGCAGACAAAAAGACAGGGCAAUGGUUCACGGUGCUGGAGCGCUACCACCCCACCACCUGCACCGUCUCAGACCUCAUCAUCGGCAACUCCUACUCCUUUCGGGUCUUCUCGGAAAACCUGUGUGGCCUCAGCGAGUUAGCCACCACUACCAAGGAGCUGGCUCACAUCCAGAAAACAGAUAUUACUGCCAAACCUAGAGAGUUUGUUGAGCGAGACUUCUCGGAAGCACCCUCAUUCACCCAGCCCUUGGCUGACCACACCUCCACGCCUGGCUAUAGCACCCAACUAUUCUGCAGCGUCCGAGCGUCGCCUAAGCCCAAGAUCAUCUGGAUGAAAAACAAGAUGGACAUCCAGGGUGACCCCAAGUACCGCGCAGUUUCUGAGCAAGGGGUCUGCACCCUGGAGAUCCGGAAACCCAGCCCCUUUGAUUCUGGGGUCUAUACUUGCAAGGCCAUCAAUGUACUAGGGGAGGCCUCUGUGGAUUGUCGGUUGGAGGUCAAAGGUGAGAGUCUGAAGGUUGCCAUAGUGGACAGGGCAAGUCCCUCUUUGGAGAUGGACUAGAUGU